CCCUGUCAACAAAUAACAAGUGAUACUCCAUCAUUUUUAUCCCGAAUUUCUGCAGCGAAACUUUUUGUUUGAAUUUUGAGAGUCGAUGGACGGCUGUUACGAAGAAGAGAGAAGAAGGAAAGUCAGAGGGAUGCUCUCAUACAGCGUAGAAGGCAAUGAGGAAUGGAGCAGGAUACUGUUUGAAAAACUGUGGCCAACAAUGGUGUUCAUCGGAGUUCUGAUUGCCGUGGGUGUCCCAGGUAACCUGCUCGUCUUCUGUGUUUACCUGAAGCGUUUUCGUCCCAGUGCCGCCAGAGUGUUCAUCCUCGCCAUGGCCGUGUGUGACUUCCUGACCAAUGUCAUCAGUCUGCCUUUGAUGAUUUUUCACCUGAAAUACUUUUUCAACUCUGUAGAUAACCCAACCUGCAAAUUCAUGCAUGUUUCGUGGAGAUUCACAACAGUCAUGUCCACCGGGUUGCUGGUGUGUGUGGCCAUUGACCGUCAUCGUCGCAUCUGUUUUCCUUUCAAGCAACAGAUCACACACCGACAAGCAAUACUCAUACUACCGUUCGUGGUGACAAUAACUGUAAUGCUUCUUUCUCCCUUUGUAGUGUUUUUCGGUAAGAUGCAUUGGGACAACUCAUCUGUGAUUUGCUUUAUUGAGGACCAGUAUGUUGAGUCGCCAUGGGUAGGACGAACUACAAUGUUUCUGAUAGCAUAUGUUGCUCUAUUAGUGAUCAUACUCAUGAUCUGCUACACCCACAUCGUUUGCAGAGUUCAACGAUUGAAGAUGAACAGGCAGAGAAUAUGUAAAAACCAGCCAAAUAAAGAUGAUCAACACUCGAAGUUUUCUUCUGAUUAUAACAAGCCGCAAGAAGCUUUGGAUUCCCAGAACAUCAGUUCUCAUUCAGAUGCGAAUAAGGAUAGCUUCAGUGUCAUUUCUAGUCCAGAAACAUCAUCAGAGGAAACCUCCACGCAGACGACACAAGAAAGUCUCAAAACUGUUUUAAAUGAGCAACUGUUACUUGAAAUUCCAACUGCUUCAACACCAGCAAUAGAGACAACAGUUACAUUACAAAUGUCAGAUAAUUUGAUCAUGAAAAAUACCACCAGUCCCCAUCAAAGAGACGAUUUGACUUCAGAAAACCUCCCAACCUUAAGAGAUACAGAGCAAGAAAUGAAGGUUAAUGAGCAAAACAAGUUGGCAAAGAAGGACAGAGGGCGGAAACAAGGACGAUUUUCUAAAACCACACUGAUGAUGCUCGUCCUCACCUUGACAUCCAUUGUCCUCUUCAUUCCACACCUGAUUAUCGAGCUCUGGUUAGUGGGAUGUCUUUACAUCGAUUAUCCGUUUUUGAAGAUAAAUAGUUGCCAGGUGGCUGAUCUCUUCCCAUACCUCAGCAGUGUCAUCAAUCCCUUCAUCUACAGCUUCUGUAACCCAAAAUUUCGUCUCCAGUGUCGACUGUUUCUACGCGAUGUCUGUCAGCUGUGCUUUGCAAGGAAAUAAUUUGCAAUUUUGAGGAAUUAGUUUUG
Pomacea canaliculata is the source of this 1512-nucleotide messenger RNA. Its product is annotated as muscarinic acetylcholine receptor M2-like. Gene Ontology annotation, biological process: neuropeptide signaling pathway. Bases 86 to 1486 code for a protein of 466 amino acids. Gene Ontology annotation, molecular function: G protein-coupled peptide receptor activity. The record is from RefSeq and is a predicted model, not a curated record. Gene Ontology annotation, cellular component: membrane. NCBI's taxonomy places the organism in Eukaryota, Metazoa, Mollusca, Gastropoda, Architaenioglossa, Ampullariidae. The transcript has 2 exons.